This is a messenger RNA of Prunus dulcis (almond), 2015 nucleotides long. RefSeq lists its product as uncharacterized. Lineage: Eukaryota; Viridiplantae; Streptophyta; Magnoliopsida; Rosales; Rosaceae. Gene Ontology annotation, molecular function: zinc ion binding. The record is from RefSeq and is a predicted model, not a curated record. The transcript is spliced from 3 exons. The coding region runs from base 6 to 2015 and encodes 669 amino acids.
AAAUCAUGUUUAUGUUAUGUGGACUGAUGAAGGAUCAAUUAAUUCACAUUGCUGUUAGGGAUAAGGCUGUAGUGAAUCAUGUUCAAACUGUUAAUACGAACAUGAUUGCUUCUCCUUUUUUGUUGGAGUCUGCUCCUAACAAUUACAGUUUUGCACAAGAUGAGGAUACAUGUAAAGAUUCAAGUCAAACUGGUAGUAUUGUUGAUUCAAGUGCUGCUUCUUCUUCUUGUUUGAGUAUGGAUUUUGAUGGUAUUAGCAGUGAGUUUGGAAAUGAAUAUUUAGGCAAAUAUGGUAGUUGUGGAGGGCGUAAAUAUUUGUCUACUGAUUGGGAGGGUUAUAUUACUCAUGAGGGUCAGAAGUUUGAGGGUGGAGUUUGUGAAUUCCGUGAUAAGUUGGCUAAGUACGCGAUUGAGAAUGGUUUUAAGAUGAAGUAUUUGAAGAAUGAGCCUCGUCGUGUUACUGCUGUGUGUGCUAAGAAGGAAUCAAAUGGCUGUGAGUGGAAUGUGCAUGCUGUUAAGUCUAAUGUAAAUGGAUUUUUCUAUAUUAAGAAUUUAAAUAAUGUACACAGUUGUAGUGGUUUGAUCCGUGAGAAGAGAAAUAAGGCAAUGGGGUCUCGUUUGGUGUCUUCAAUUGUCAAAGAUAAAGUUCGUAGCAAUCCUUUGGUAAGGCCUAUUGAGCUAAUUACUGAUUUGAAAGAAAAUUAUGGAUUGGAUGUCCCUUAUCAUGUUGCGUGGUAUGGGAAGGAGUCGGCUACUAAGGAGUUACAUGGUGAUGAGGAGUUGUCUUAUGCUCACCUGCCUUGGUAUGUUGAUGUUUUGAAGGCCAGCAAUGUCGGGUCUCAUUGUGUGCUUGACUGUGGCGAGGAUGGUUCUCGUUUCCAGCGGAUCUUUAUAUGUUAUAAGGCCUCCAUUGAUGGUUUUCGAUGGUGUAGGCCUAUGCUGUUUAUUGAUGGUACUUUCGUUACAAACAAGUACAAGGGUACUCUUCUAGGAGCUACUGCAAAGAAUGGGAAUAAAGAGGUAUUCCCUUUUGCCUUUGCUAUUGUAUCCGGUGAAACUUCUGACAAUUGGAGAUGGUUUCUGCAAAGGAUAUCUGAAGUUUUGGUGGAUGAAGGUAGGCAACUUACAUUCAUUUCUGAUAGGCAUGGUGCUAUUAUCGAUGCUGUUAGGACUGUUUUUCCUGCUUCUGCCCAUGGUUUUUGUCUAUAUCAUUUGAAAGAGAACUUGAAAAAGAAGUAUCCGCAUUCUUUGUUGUAUGCACCGACUGUUGAGGAAUAUCAAGAUAUUUUGAAAAAAUUAAGAGAUGAUGGCGGUUCAAAAAUAAUUGAUAAGUUUUUGGCUGAUCUCCCUGUCCAAAAUUUUGCUAAUGCAUUUUUUCCGGGAAAGAGGUAUGGGGAGGUUAGUAAUGCCUUGUCCGAGUCGUUUAAUUCAUGGGUUAAGGAUGUGCGUAGGCUUCCAAUUUAUGAGAUGAUUGACACUAUUAGGGUCAAAAUGAUGGAGAUGAUUUCUAGGAGGAAGCUUGCAUCCGAGAAAUGGUGUAGUGUUUUGUGUCCGGUUAUUGAGGAUGAGUUGAAGAAUUUAGCUGCAAAGGGUCGUCAUUGGAGGAUAUGUCGCGCGAGUGAAUCUAUAUUUGAAGUUCAUGCUGAUUUGAGUGUUAUGGUCAAUUUGGACGAGAGGUUUUGCUCCUGUUAUCAGUGGCAAUUGCUUGGGUUUCCGUGUCAGCAUGCGAUUCAAGUUAUCCAACAUUCCGGGUUAUGUUUGUAUAACUUUGUUGAUGAGUAUUACAAGGCAGACUUUUAUAGGGCUACUUAUGCAACCCCUAUAUUUCCUAUACCUGAUAUUGAGAAGCCUCCUGCUGGAGAUGUUUUUCUUCUUCCUCCGCAUACAAGAAAGCCUCCGGGACGACCUCCGACAAAGCGCUUCAAGUCAAGCAGUGAAACUACAAGGCAGUUGAAGUGCAAGAGAUGCGGUUCUUGUGAUCGUCAUAAUAGGAGGACUUGCAAGGCUCCUAUUUGA